This is a messenger RNA of Chanos chanos (milkfish), 3017 nucleotides long. It is a transcript of the gene extl3, whose product is annotated as exostosin-like glycosyltransferase 3. NCBI's taxonomy places the organism in Eukaryota, Metazoa, Chordata, Actinopteri, Gonorynchiformes, Chanidae. The transcript has 5 exons. Gene Ontology annotation, molecular function: glycosyltransferase activity. Gene Ontology annotation, cellular component: membrane. Bases 67 to 2820 code for a protein of 917 amino acids. The record is from RefSeq and is a predicted model, not a curated record.
UGGCAGCUAAACCUCCCCAGCAUUUCUAUGUAACAAUUUGGUUUGGAGGGGAGUGAGAGUUUCGUUAUGCAGAGAAACGGAAGUGUUACAGGGAAUGGGGGCCAGCCAUGGGUCCUACGGCGGGUCCGCCUUACUUGGCUCAGCUUCAUGCUCUUCUUCAUCCUUGUUUUCUUCCCACUCAUUGCACAUUACUACCUCACCACCAUUGAUGAGGCUGGCGGGCCUGAUAAGCGGAUUUUUGGGCCACGACCCGGAGGGGAGCUUUGUGAGGCAAAACACGUACAGGACCUCUGCCGAAUCCGUGAGUCCGUAAGUGAGGAGCUGCUUCAGCUUGAAGCGAAGCGGCAGGAACUCAACGGUGAAAUCGCUCGACUUAACCUGAGGAUUGAGGCCUGUAAGCGGAGUAUUGAUAGCGCCAAACAGGACUUGCUCCAACUCAAGAAUGUCAUCAGCCAAACAGAACAUUCUUAUAAGGAGCUUAUGGCUCAGAACCAGCCAAAGCUCUCUUUGCCAGUCAGAUUGUUACCAGACAAAGAUGACCCAGGGCUCCCCCCACCAAAAUCUGCACAAGCCUGUCGCUUGCGAUCCUGUUUUGACUAUGCCAGGUGUCCUCUUACCUCUGGUUUUCCUGUUUAUGUAUAUGACACAAGUUCCUAUCCUUGGGGUGAGCAUUUGGACCCACUGGUUAAGCAAGCCUUUGCAGCAUCUGUCAAAAGCAAUGUCUAUGUGACUGAUAACCCAAGUAUUGCUUGUCUGUAUGUAGUACUUGUUGGAGAGAUACAAGAUUCACCUUCCAUUCCCCCACCCUCUCCUUCAGACCUUGAAAAGCAGCUGAAGGCAUUACCAUACUGGAGGUCUGAUGGCCACAACCACCUGCUUGUCCACCUGUCUAGAAAAUCUCUGACACAAAACUUUCUGUACAAUGUGAGCACAGGCCGGGCGGCAGUGGCACAGUCUACCUUCUUGGAGCAACAGUACCGUGAAGGUUUUGAUCUAGUGGUGUCUCCACUGGUUCAUGCACUCUCUGAGCCAAACUUUUUGGAGGUGCCACCACAAGUUCCAGUGAAAAGAAAAUACCUGUUCACCUUCCAGGGGGAGAAAGUUGAAUCUUUGCAGAGCAGCCUGCUGGAAGCUCCGCCACAGUCCUUCGAGGAAGAAAUGGAGAGGGAUCCACCGGCUGAUUAUGAUGAUCGCAUCAUUGGCACUCUCAAGGCAGUGCAAGACAGCCACCUGGAUCAGGUACUUGUAGAGUUCACCUGCAAGAACCGACCGAGGCCAAGUCUGCCAACAGAGUGGGCCCUUUGUGGAGAACGUGAGGAGAGGUUAGAGGUGCUGAAGGUUUCCACUUUUGCCUUGGUCAUCUCUCCUGGUGAUGGGCAAAUAGUGGCAUCUGCAGGGUGCAGCAUGCGAUUGUUUGAAGCCCUGGAGGUUGGUGCGAUCCCUGUGGUGCUUGGUGACCACUCAAAGCUGCCUUACCACCAUCUAAUUCGCUGGAGUGAAGCAGCAAUCAUGGUGCCCAAGCCCCGCAUCACAGAGCUGCACUUCUUGUUGCGUAGCCUCUCUGACAAUGACCUGCUUGCUAUGAGACGGCAGGGUCGGUUCCUUUGGGAGACCUACUUUUCUACUUCCGAGAGUAUCUUUAGCACCAUCCUUGCAAGUGUGCGCACCAGUAUCCAGGUACCUGCAGCACCUAUUAAGGAGGAGCCUGCACAGGAGAUUCCUCACAAAGCUGGGAAGAUGGCAGGGACCGAUGCAAAUAUGGCUGAUAAUGGAGAUCUGGACCUAGGGCCAGUGGAGACAGAACCUCCUUAUGCUUCUCCACGGUUUCUGCGUAACUUCACCUACACUGCUUCAGAUGUCUACCGGACAUGGAACCGCCCACCUGGACCUUUCCAUCUAUUCCCACACACACCUCUGGACCCAGUGCUUCCCUCUGAGGCCAAGUUCCUUGGCUCAGGCACGGGUUUUCGGCCAAUUAAUGGUGGCAGUGGGGGCUCUGGCAAAGAAUUUCAAGCUGCCCUGGGGGGUAAUUUCCCACGAGAGCAGUUCACAGUGGUCAUGCUGACUUAUGAGCGAGAGGAGGUUCUCAUGAACUCGCUGGAGAGGCUUAAUGGUCUGCCUUACUUAAACAAGGUAGUGGUGGUCUGGAACUCCCCCAAGCCACCUUCAGAUGACCUCAUUUGGCCAGACAUCGGGCUGCCCAUAGUGGUGGUGCGCACAGAGAAGAACAGCCUGAACAAUCGCUUCCUACCCUGGGAUGCAAUAGAGACAGAGGCCAUUUUGUCGAUUGAUGAUGACGCCCACCUACGACAUGAUGAAAUUAUGUUUGGGUUCAGGGUGUGGCGUGAGGCCAGGGAUCGUAUUGUGGGUUUUCCUGGAAGGUUCCAUGCAUGGGACGUCCACCACCAGUCUUGGCUCUACAACUCCAACUAUUCCUGCGAGCUCUCCAUGGUCCUGACAGGUGCCGCCUUCUUUCACAAGUACUACGCGUACCUAUACUCUUACGUGAUGCCUCAGGCCAUCCGGGACAUGGUAGACGAGUACAUUAACUGUGAGGACAUCGCAAUGAACUUUCUGGUGUCGCACAUCACACGGAAGCCCCCCAUCAAGGUGACCUCUCGCUGGACGUUCCGCUGCCCAGGCUGUCCCCAGGCCCUGUCACAUGACGACUCUCACUUCCACGAACGUCACAAGUGCAUCAACUUCUUUGUGAAAGUGUACGGAUACAUGCCGCUGCUUUACACUCAAUUCAGAGUGGAUUCCGUGCUCUUUAAAACUCGACUCCCCCACGACAAGACUAAGUGUUUCAAAUUCAUAUAGCGAAGGGUGAAGAGCCAAUGAAGAACUAAGGAGAGAACUUAGAUUCAAGGCUUAAAAGGAAGUGAGAUUUUGUAGCUGCCGACAAGGGGAAGGGAAAGCCCCCUUGUUUUCAGCAACAAGGAGGACACGUGAACCUCUCUUGAAUGUCCUCUGGAAACGUCUGAAUGACUUGAACUAAAAAAAACAAAAAAACAGAA